Molecule: messenger RNA, 2446 nt
Organism: Pogona vitticeps (central bearded dragon)
Lineage: Eukaryota; Metazoa; Chordata; Lepidosauria; Squamata; Agamidae
Gene: ABHD5
Product: abhydrolase domain containing 5, lysophosphatidic acid acyltransferase
Biological process (GO): negative regulation of triglyceride storage; phosphatidic acid biosynthetic process; lipid homeostasis
Cellular component (GO): mitochondrion; lipid droplet
Molecular function (GO): lysophosphatidic acid acyltransferase activity; carboxylic ester hydrolase activity
Source: RefSeq, a predicted model, not a curated record
CGCGACUGCCUGCCUGCCUGCCUGCCGGGGCGGGUCCCGUGAUGGCUGGCGGUGGCAGCGCUGCCGUGGUCGCUCUGUCUCUCGCGGCUCUCCCGGCUGCCCUCCCAGGACCGACUCUUGGACGACGACGACGCGCUGCCAUGGCCGAGGACGAGACCUCGGAGAGCGCCAACGAGGGGUCAGGAUGGCUGUCCAGUUGGCUCCCUGCUUGGUGUCCCACAUCACUGGUACAUCUUAAAGAAGCAGAAGAGAAAAUGUUGAAAUGUAUCACAACUCCAUACACUAAACAGUAUGUCUUCAUAUCCAAUGGAAAUAAAAUAUGGACACUAACAUUCUCUCAGAACCUUUCACAGAAAACGCCACUUAUUCUUCUGCAUGGGUUUGGAGGUGGUGUUGGACUUUGGGCUCUGAACUUUGAAGACCUUUGUGAAAAUAGGACUGUGUAUGCGUUUGAUCUCUUGGGGUUUGGACGCAGUAGUAGACCACAGUUUGACACUGAUGCAGAAGUAGCUGAAAAUCAAUUUGUAGACUCUAUCGAAGAAUGGAGACGGAAAAUGGGAUUGGACAGAAUGAUUUUACUUGGACACAACCUUGGUGGAUUCCUGGCAGCUGCAUACUCACUGAAAUACCCAUCAAGAACGAAACACCUGAUACUAGUGGAACCAUGGGGUUUUCCAGAAAGGCCUUCCAGUGCCGAUCAUGAGAGGGCUAUUCCAAUCUGGAUCAAAGCACUUGGAGCAGUUUUGAGUCCAUUUAAUCCAUUGGCGGGUCUCAGAUUAGCAGGACCCUUUGGAUUGAGCCUUGUACAGCGUAUUAGGCCAGACUUCAAGAGAAAGUAUUCUUCCAUGUUUGAUGAUGAUACAGUCACGGAAUAUAUCUACCAUUGUAAUGUGCAGUCACCAAGUGGUGAAACAGCUUUCAAAAACAUGACAGUUCCAUAUGGAUGGGCAAAAAGGCCAAUGCUGAAGCGAAUUGCCGAUAUGCACAAAGACAUUCCCAUUACGGUGAUUUAUGGAGCACGAUCAUGUAUUGAUGGCAAUUCUGGGACCACCGUCCAGUCUUUACGACCAAGUUCAUAUGUGAAAACAAUAGCUAUCCUUGGUGCAGGCCAUUAUGUAUAUGCUGAUCAACCUGAGGACUUCAAUCAGAAAGUAAAAGAGAUCUGCAAUUCUGUGGACUGAUAAGAUUCUGCUCUUUGGGAAUGGGAGCUACGGAGGCAAUUCAAAGCAAUACUUUGUACUAUUUUACAAGCAUUAAGGAAUACAGAAGCCUAAAACAACAGAUUUUGUUUGCACCAUUUAUUUCAAAUGUUUGCACACUUUAAACCAUUCAGUGCCUUUUACUGAGGGGAGAUAUAAAAUUCAACAAUAUUGUACAUUUUAAUUUGAUGCUGUUCUUUGUAUACUUAGAUAAGAUAUUGGUGUUUCUAUGUAUACUAAACAUGAUUUUAGAACUGGAUUCCUUAAAAUGGAAUUCUGAAGAAUUUAGAACAUUUAAAAUUGUUCUAUGAGUAUAUAGCAAGGUUUUCUGUAGUAAACAUUCUCACAAAAUACUGAGUAAAAUGACAGCUUGGCUAUUGCAGUGUGUGCCAUCUUCAUACACUGACUUUUCAAAAGGGGAAAAUGUUUCACAACUUUUUCUGUCAAGAAACUGUACAGAACAUAUUUAUAUUUUGCUGUACCUUAUGAAGUGGACUAUGCCAAAUUAAGUACCACUGAUGAGCAUCCAAGACAAAAGUAAAUUUAGCAAGAUUUAGGAAAAGACUGAGCAGUGCUGAUUUUUUUUCUAUCCUCUUGGAACCUUUUGUUGUUCAUUGCAUUAACUAUUAUUGUUAUUGGAUAUUUUCUCAGAUAUGUAAUUCUUUAAGAUGCUAAUACAUCUAACACAUACCUUUAAAGCAGUGUAUAAGUCUGGAGGAAUGGAAGACAAAAUGCCUUUUUAGUUGUACAUCUUUUUCAUUUGGCAAUAUGAUUAUUGCAACAUCUAUAGUCAGUUUGACUAUAGAUGCUAGCAUGAGAAUUUUAUAUUCAAUUAGUUGUUGAACUAAAAGACCACUGUGAUGUUUGUAAUAUGUGGAUGAGUGUACUUAUACAAAUUUAACAUUAUUGGAACUGGAAGAAAAACUAACUUUGUCAAAAGACAGGUAUCCUAUAAAAAGAAGGCAUCAUAAAUUAAAUAAUGCAAAUGGAUCAAGAAAUAUAAUGUGACCCCAGAAUUAUUAAUUUUUUUGAUAAAAAUGUGAUUUUUAUGCAAUGUUUUCAGUAAGAGCAUAAAUAGGCUUUGGUGCUUCACAAAACUGUAAGUCGUUAGUUUCUUAUUGAAUUAAUAUAAGUAAAUUUGUCAACAUAAUGGCAGAUUGCAUGGUUUUUAACUGGUUAUGUUUUGGAUGUUGAAAAUAACUACUGAACUUCUGAUGUUUCUGACAUAAACUUGGAACCAGUCUAAA